Morone saxatilis (striped sea-bass) is the source of this 1540-nucleotide messenger RNA. It is a transcript of the gene srr, whose product is annotated as serine racemase. Gene Ontology annotation, biological process: L-serine catabolic process; L-threonine catabolic process. The record is from RefSeq and is a predicted model, not a curated record. Gene Ontology annotation, molecular function: L-serine ammonia-lyase activity; threonine deaminase activity. Lineage: Eukaryota; Metazoa; Chordata; Actinopteri; Moronidae. Bases 136 to 1107 code for a protein of 323 amino acids. The transcript has 7 exons.
AUAAUAACGUCCGACCAGAAACACGUUUCAAACUGGAACCACGACGCUGGUGGGAGCCGCAAAGAAUGUAACACUGUAAACAUCACGGAGCUGUGACUCUUUAAAGUUAGAGAAAAAACAAAAACAAAUGCUAAGAUGGGAGAGGUGUCUGCAGACGCCGUCACCCUGGAUCUGCUGAGAGACGCCAGGGAGACGGUGAGAAGCAGCCCGCUGGGUGUUAUCAACACUCCCACAAUCCCCUGGUGCCAGACGACCCUGCCUCUCAACAUCCACUGCAACAUCCACAUCAAACUGGAGAACAUGCAGAGAACUGGGUCGUUUAAGAUCAGAGGGGUGGCCAAUCAGUUUGCCAGGAGACCGAAGGGUGGUCAUUUUGUCACCAUGUCUGCCGGGAACUAUGGGAAGUCUUUUGCAUACGCCUCAAAACACUAUGGGUCAAAGGGGAAGGUGGUGAUGCCGGAAACUGCCCCAGUGUCCAGAUCCAUCCUCAUACAGAGUUUUGGGGUGGAGGUGGAGCGUGUUCCUACCUCCUGUCUGAUGAAUGUGGUUAACCGCAGUGUUCAGGAGGACAAUAUGACCUUCCUGCACUCCUAUGAUGACCUGGAUCUAAUAGCAGGACACGCCAGUCUUGGCAUGGAGGUGCUGGAGGUGAUGCCUGAGCCCGACGUGGUGGUGGUGUGCUGUGGUGGAGGGGGCCUGCUGGCCGGUGUAGCUGCUGCCAUCAAACUGUCAGGCUGUGACAAGACCAGAAUCUACGGUGUGGAACCAGAGGGAGCUUGUACCAUGUACAAAAGUUUCAUUGAGAAGAAGCCAGUGGGCAUGGACGCCAAGAGCAUCGCCUCGGGACUUGCGCCACCUUUUGCAGGCACACUGCCCUUCGAGCUGUGUCGGCGUUACGUGGAGGGGAUCGUCCUUAUAAACGACGAGGAGAUCCAGGCGGCGGUGUCCACCCUCUACAGGUCGGGACUCGUGGUGGAGCCGUCGGGCUCCGCAGCGUUCGCCGCCAUCGUUAGCAACAAGAUACCCGAGCUGGAGGGGAAGAACGUGGUGUGCAUCCUCAGCGGCGGGAACAUCGGAAAAGACGAGCUUGCCAACUUCCCAGACUGACAAAUAUUCACAAUUGUAAUGUGACUUUUCUCACACGUCUCAGCCAAUACUUUGCUUUUUCUUUUGUGUCUUCAUAGUGUAACAUGCUGUGAAGAUGUAAAAACAUUCAGGUCUAUCAAAGUAAUUUCAGUGCCGGGUCACUCAAAGGUGAUUUUAAAGAACACAGCCAAGAUGUUUAAGACAACCAGUAUUUAAUAUUCUCUUCUGAGGCUGACGAGGUUUGAAUGAAAUUUGGCUCAACUCUGAAUCUUUCAUAUCAGUGUUGUGGCUGCAGACUUUACAUCACUGUCCUCUGCUGUCAGAAAAUGUGAGCCCACCAUCAACUGACAGAGACAAAAAUAACUGUAACGUACUGUAAAGGUUUAAAGGAAAGACUGAGAAGCAUGAAAAGUUGCUGAGGGAAGCUGAUGCUAAAUAAAGUGUUGUGACUUCC